GUUCCUUGACGCUGUGCGCAGAGCGAGCGCGAGAAUGGAAGGCGAACCUCAUCUUAAAUAAGUUGUUUACGUUCGUUAUUAUUGUAAUGUCUAACCUGUGAAUGAUACAUGAGGUAAUCUGAAACCGUUGCGAUCGAUUCCACCAACACGUCUCUCCUCCUUAGACUGUGCUCUAAGCGUCAUAGAGGAGGCGUGGCUUUGGAGACACCUCAGAAGCGAGGGCGGGCUCUAUGCUUUCAAAGCUAGCUUGCUAACUGCUAGCCUCUCUGGAUUACACACCCUAGCUUUAAGUGAAAUAAAUCACACAUGUUGUAAGCAAACGAAACAGUAGGUGGCGGUAGAGUCUCUAAAGAAGAAGAAGAAAAAGAAGGAAAAAAAGUGGAGCAUUGUGAAUUUAAGUGUUUUUUUUUACUUUAUUGUGUUGUGGGAAAUCAAACUAAGAGCUGAUGGAAGUGAAAGAGGAACAUCAAGAACUGAAUGAAGUGGAGGAGAAACGUCAGUAUCAGAAACAUCAUAAUUUCACAACUGGAAUAAAAUCCUUGAGUGGCUCGAAGACUAAGAAUUUAUCACCAAAAUAUCCUCAAAGAAGAGCAUCCAAGAAAUCUCUUACCUGUUCUCAGUGUGGAAAAAGUUUCACUUCUAAAAGCAAUCUUAAUAAACACAUGAGAAUUCACACUGGAGAAAAGCCUUUCUCAUGCCUUCAGUGUGGAAAAGGUUUUAUUCAAAAAGAACAGCUUAAUGUACACAUGAGAAUUCACACUGGAGAGAAGCCUUUCUCAUGCCAUCAGUGUGGAAAAGGCUUUAUUCAAAAAGAUAGCCUUAAUAUACACAUGAGAGCUCACACUGGAGAGAGGCCUUUCUCAUGCUGUCAGUGUGGAAAAGGUUUUAAUCAAAAAGAUAGCCUUAAUAAGCACAUGAGAGCUCACACUGGAGAGAAGCCUUACACGUGCCAUCAGUGUGGAGGAAGUUUUGCAUAUGCAACUAGUCUCAAGAAUCAUCUCCGCUGUCACUCUGGAGAAAGACCAUUUGAAUGUGAUGAAUGUGGUAAAACAUUUGUUUUAAAUUCAGGCUUAAAACAACAUCUGAAAACUCACACAAAUGAGAAGCCUUACAAGUGUUCUUUUUGUAGAAAGAGUUUUGCACGCCUGUCCUAUUUUAAAGAACACCAGAAAAUACAUACCGGUGUGGGUGCUCAUAUGUGUUUUGAAUGUGGAAAGACCUUUAUUACAGCUGGCAUAUUGAAACAUCACCAAAUAAUUCAUACUGGAGAAAAACCUUACAAGUGCUCACACUGUGGAAAGAGUUUCACUCUGUCAGGAAACCUGAAAACACACGAGAGAAUUCAUACUGGAGAGAAACCUCACAAGUGCUCCCACUGUGGAAAGACUUUCACCCGGUCAGAAAACCUGAAAAAACACAAGAGAAUUCAUAAUGGAGAGACACCAUACCACUGCUCUUUAUGUGGGAGGAGUUUCAAACAUUCAAGUCAUCUACAGAGACAUGUAAAAAAGAAUUGCCCGAGUUAUCAUAGUGAGCAAAAUUCAUCUUCAGGUCCAACAACAUCAAAUUAAUAGUUUGAAAUUCAGAAAACCCUAAAGACUGAUUUUCUCCCAAGAGAGCAGCAUCAUCUAAGAAAGUAACAUAAGACAUUUAAAGUCUUUGUGUUGAUACAGAAUUUUGUCAGAAUGCUUUUCUGUUAUGUGUGGGCUAAAUUUUCGUUUUUUAGAAACUAAGGAUGUUACAGUCAAUCGGCCACUUAACAGUAUUGGCCCUCUAAUCACUUCCUAUGACUCGAUCGGUGGUCUCAUAAUUUGGCCAAUCACAAAGGCAGCAAAAGACCCAAGGAUCCUUUAAGACAUCAGUAUCACUGUCAUGUAAUCACAGGUGUGUGGAUCAUUGGCCAAAUGUUGUAACACAAAAAACUUGAUUCGCCAGUAAAGAAUGAUUCAGUGUGAGAGGAAUGGCAAAUAUGAAAAUCUUGUGUGAAUCCUGUUUCACACGGGACACUUUCCCUUGUCAUGCUACAUUUCUGUAAGCCACCACCAGUUCAGCUGCAGAUGUUGAGGUCUCCUUAUUGCACCUCAAAAAAAAGAAAAAGUUGUCACUUGGAGCAAAGCUCCAAAUCAUGUGACUGAUUCAAAGUGGGCCACACCCUCUGAAUGUAUGAAGAGAAGCAAUGAACAGACAGCAUGCAAAUAUCAUGUAAUUUACAAGAAUUGUAUGAUGAUCCCUAAAUGAAAACAUGAUCCGGAGGCUGCUAAACAAAAAACAAAUCAAGCACGCAAACAUUGACUCACGAUGCAG
This is a messenger RNA of Myxocyprinus asiaticus (Chinese sucker), 2304 nucleotides long. RefSeq names its product gastrula zinc finger protein XlCGF8.2DB-like. The transcript has 2 exons. Gene Ontology annotation, biological process: regulation of transcription by RNA polymerase II. Lineage: Eukaryota; Metazoa; Chordata; Actinopteri; Cypriniformes; Catostomidae. The record is from RefSeq and is a predicted model, not a curated record. Gene Ontology annotation, molecular function: RNA polymerase II cis-regulatory region sequence-specific DNA binding; DNA-binding transcription factor activity, RNA polymerase II-specific. The coding region runs from base 447 to 1571 and encodes 374 amino acids.